Molecule: messenger RNA, 2704 nt
Organism: Carassius gibelio (silver crucian carp)
Lineage: Eukaryota; Metazoa; Chordata; Actinopteri; Cypriniformes; Cyprinidae
Product: trace amine-associated receptor 1-like
Exons: 2
Coding region: 1563-2549 (328 amino acids)
Biological process (GO): G protein-coupled receptor signaling pathway
Cellular component (GO): membrane
Molecular function (GO): trace-amine receptor activity
Source: RefSeq, a predicted model, not a curated record
UUUCGGUCAAAAUUGGAGUGACAACAUGUACUGAUUCGAACCGACAACACGUCUGUGGUCUCGUACAUUAAUUGCCAGCACGGCGCGCAUUCCAGAGCUCUAUUCAAACAGGCAGCGAGUCUCCUGUUGUGAACGAACCGACAAUUUCUCUCCAUAAGAGCGGUGCACAUCCCUGGCAUCCUGAACCGUGGAGCGGACAUGCUUUCGAGGAAUUGAGUUAUUGGUGGCUCCCCCAUGGCAAAUACCCCUCAGGAAGGACCUGCUGUCUCAGGCGAAUGGCACAAUAUCGCACCCCAGCCCUGAGCUGUGGAACCUUCAUGUGUGGCCACUGCAGGCACGAGUGCUGAGCACACUUAAGGAGGUGUGCGCACCUUCUACCAGGCGCCUCAGUUGCCCUGCCUGCCUUAUCUGCUGAGCCGUCUGCCUCGUGUGACGCUGAUGCUCAAAGCGCUGUUUGCCCUUUUAGGGCUUUGCGGAUGUAUGUGGAUCGAUUGGCCACCUUUCGUCAGUCGGACCAGCUGUUCAUGUGCUUUGGUGGUUGUAAUAAGGGACGUGUUGUAACCAGCUAUGCAGUAGUUACCAUGGCUGCUAACUCUGUGUUAUGGUUUAUAAGGUUUAUGCAGUUGUCACCGCUAACGCUGUCGACUCUGUGUUUAACUCUCGUGCUUGAGUGCGCAUUGUGUUGUGUCUGCCCUAUUCAGUGGAUCCUUCGCAUGCAUUGCAUGAAGAUACGCAAAUUUUGUUAGGCUCGGAGCAGAUGUUUCAUUGGUCUAAUUCCGCAUAUCAGAUGCGACUACUCUUAGCGAUGCGGCUAUUGGCUAGAACUAUCUUGCUUAUGUGUGGGUGUGAUUGACCCCGUUCAGGGCUUACCUUCAGUGCUCUCACGGUGGGAUUUUAUACAGUUCCCAUACACAUCUUAGCUGACAUAAUGUUGAGUUACCGCCUUGAAAGGGAACGUUUCCGGUUACUAUCGUAACCUUGAUUCCCUGAGAGACGGGAACAAGAAAUUACAUUAGCAGCCAUGGUUGCUGUUUGAUCAGUUGUGCUAGCAUUCAGUCGUGAUUCUGACGUAAUUUUUGCACCCAUGCAUUUUAUACUGCCCGGAAGGGUGCCUGUGAGUGGCCGCUAUGCACCCUGUAUGUGCACUUCUGCUGAGCCCACAACAUACAGUGGGAUAUUUAUAUACAUACAUUAGGAUUUUAAAAGGCUAGAAUUUUUUACUUUUAGUUUUUGAUUUUAAACAUUUCAUAUAAAUUCACUCAUGCUUUUAUGUGAGCUCUGUGUGAAAUCUUUCAAAAUCAUUUGAUCUCCCAGCUGUAUGUUCCUCUCCCUUGAUGCUGUUGAUCUUGGAAAGACUCAACAAGUCUAGUGCAUAAAAGGCAGCAUGGGUCAUCGCACGUGAGCAUAUGUAGAUUGUGUUUCAGUGAGAAGCAGUUUAGAGCUUUUGGAGAUACAAAUAGCAUGUUCAGAAGUCUUUAUGUGGUUAUGCAUAUAUUGCACUUUAUAUGAAAGAACAGAGAAUAAUGCUCUGAUUGGAAUUUGAUGGUUCUUAUUAUUUCCCAAUGAAUCUUACAACAAUGAACCAAAGCGAUGUCUGUCAGAAAUAUUCGUGUCCAGAGAGAUCUGUUUCUUUUUCUGUCUAUGUGAUUCUGUAUGCGGCUGCAGCAGCUGUGUCUCUUCUGACCGUGUGUGGAAACCUGCUGGUCAUCAUCUCUGUUAGUCACUUCAAGCAGCUCCACACACCUGCGAACAUCCUCAUCCUCUCUUUGGCUGUGUCUGAUCUUCUAAUUGGAGUUUUUGUGAUGCCACUGCAUUUGUCUUGGGUCAUUGAAUCAUGUUGGAUUUCUGGACCACUGAUGUGCGCUGUUUUAAAAAUUGUGAAUAGUCAAGCAACAAGUGUGUCUGUUCAUACUGUGGCUCUGAUAGCAAUUGAUCGGUUUUUGGCUUUAAGCUCUCCUUUUCUUUACUCUGAGAAGAUAUCACCCACUGUCACCUGCAUAGCAACUUUAUUUAACUGGCUGUUUUCACUCCUUUAUAACUUUACUCUUCUUUUUGUUAAUGAAAACUUCAAUGAUGUCACAUGUCCAGAAAUAUGUAUUGUUAUUGUAGAUGUGGUUUCGUCAUUUAUUGACCUCAUAGUUGUGUUUCUUAUGCCUUGUACAAUCAUUAUAAUAUUAUACACUCAUGUUUUUGUCAUUGCUAAGAAACAUGCGACUGCUAUAAGAGCUCUUCAGAUUCACAACAGAACCGGAUCCUCCAAAAACAGAGUCGGUGACAAAUCAGGACAAAAAGCUGCCAUACUGCUAGGGAUUCUGGUCGUUGUAUUUCUUCUGUGUUUACUGCCGUAUUAUAUUUGUACUUUAGUGAUUCCGUACAGUGAUGAUGAUUUGUUUCAUGUCAGAGAUGUCACCGUAACGAUUUUCUUCCUGAACUCCACCAUUAAUCCCAUCAUUUAUGCUUUAUUCUAUCCCUGGUUUCAAAAAAGCUUAAAAUUAAUUUUCACAUUUAAAGUGUUUAAUAAAGACUCAUCCUUGAUGAAUGUGCUUUAACUCCCUGAAUGUAAGACACUAUGCUUUUUUUGUCCUGAUCUUUGCAUAUAGGCAAAUGCUUUUGCUGCAUAAUUUUAUUUUGUCAUAUAUUAAACUUGACUGUGACGGCAUGGAUAUUGUUUUUAAUUAUGCCAGUAUACUGUAUAACAAUGAUA